Molecule: messenger RNA, 1323 nt
Organism: Drosophila grimshawi
Lineage: Eukaryota; Metazoa; Arthropoda; Insecta; Diptera; Drosophilidae
Gene: kermit
Product: PDZ domain-containing protein GIPC3
Exons: 2
Coding region: 209-1240 (343 amino acids)
Molecular function (GO): protein binding
Source: RefSeq, a predicted model, not a curated record
ACUGCUUGAAUUCGUAAAAAAAUUUGUUUGGCUUUAGUUUUUCAAAAUUUGGUGAUGUGAUUACCAAACAGUUUCCAAGUGUUACCAGCGUUUCAAAGAACUGCACAGAGAGUGCAGCCCGCAAAGAAUCAUAAAAACCUAAAACAUUUGUAUAUCUAUAUAUAAAAAUAAAAAGAGAACUGAUCGGCGGAAAAGAAAGAACGGAGAGAUGCCACUCUUUGCCCGUAAAUCCACAAAGAACUCUUCGGAUCACAGCGACAUCAGCCAGGACAGCAAGGGACGCUCCUCGCUGACAUCCACAAUGAUGCACAACAACAACAACAACAACAAUGGUCAUCAUCAGAAUAACAACAAUGAGCUGGACAAGAAGCCGCCGUUAAUCUUUCACUGUCAGCUGGCACACGGCAGUCCGACGGGUCUAAUUACCGGUUUCGCCAGUGUUCGUGAGCUGUAUAAGAAAAUUGCCGAAUGCUUUGAUAUAUCCGAGGAGGAUAUACUCUUCUGCACCCUCAACUCGCACAAGGUGGACAUGACACGACUGCUGGGCGGUCAGAUUGGCUUGGAUGAUUUCAUCUUUGCGCAUCGCAAGGGUCGCGCCAAGGAGAUUGAGAUUGUUAAGACACAGGAUGCCCUCGGGUUGACCAUCACCGACAAUGGAGCUGGGUAUGCGUUCAUCAAACGUAUCAAGGAUGACUCCAUCAUUGAUCGCAUCGAGCACAUUUCGGUGGGGGAUCACAUCGAGAAGCUGAAUGGUGUCAAUAUGGUGGGCAAGCGGCAUUACGAAGUGGCACGCAUGCUCAAGGACAUUGCCACGGGCGAUACGUUUACGUUGCGCCUAGUGGAGCCGGUGCGCAGCGGUUUCCAGGGCAUCGGGCCGCGCAGCCAGUCGCGUGCCUCAAGCUCCGGCGGCGGUAUCGGUGGCGCCAAUGGCGGACGCAACUAUGGCAGCGGCAAGGAGACGCUACGCUUCAAGGCGAAUGGUAAUGCCCAGAUUGAGGCCAAAUUCGACGAGGCGACGACGGCGGGCGUUGAGGCAAUUAACAAUCUGCUGGAAUCCUUUAUGGGCAUCAACGAUACGGAGUUGGCGUCCCAGAUCUGGGAUCUGGGCAACAACAAGUCCAAUUCCAUGGACUUUGCCGAGGCCAUCGACAGUUCGGAUCUGGAAUCUUUCGGAUUCACCGAUGAUUUCAUCAUCGAACUCUGGGGUGCUAUAACCGAUGCGCGUCGCAAAAGCAAUUAGAAACUAUUCAAUCCUAAUCCAAAAUUGUUGCAUUUUUCGAGUUCGUUCGAGUUCUUAGACAAGUAAUAAAACGCUUAACUAAU